AUGGCGAACAUCAUCGACGUUCCGAAGCCCAGAAUAAACUGUUCCAUGCUCUCACAGUACAUUAACAAGGCCGUGUGCUUUGUAGGGAAAGUAGAAAAGGUCCACCCUUCAGGAAGAACCUUCACUGUUUCAGAUGGAGAAGAAAAGACGGCUACAGUGGAGCUUAACGACCCUCUGGAGGAAGAGCUGAGUGGGGUGGUGGAGAUCAUCGGACUAGUGUCUAACAAAGGAGUCAUCAUGGCCUCUUUAUACAACCUGCUCCGAGAAGAUAAAGGCAACACGUUCGAUUUGCAGCUGUAUAAUGAAGCACUGAAGCUCCUCCAUGACUUCCCCCAGCACUACCCUUAUGAGGCUGCUGCCAGUGGAUAA
Knipowitschia caucasica is the source of this 369-nucleotide messenger RNA. NCBI's taxonomy places the organism in Eukaryota, Metazoa, Chordata, Actinopteri, Gobiiformes, Gobiidae. The record is from the annotation of a GenBank genome assembly.